This is a messenger RNA of Pygocentrus nattereri (red-bellied piranha), 899 nucleotides long. RefSeq names its product stonustoxin subunit beta-like. The transcript has 2 exons. The coding region runs from base 1 to 603 and encodes 200 amino acids. NCBI's taxonomy places the organism in Eukaryota, Metazoa, Chordata, Actinopteri, Characiformes, Serrasalmidae. Gene Ontology annotation, molecular function: protein binding. The record is from RefSeq and is a predicted model, not a curated record.
AUGACGGGUCUCCCUCUCCCUCUCUCUCUCCCUCUCUCUUUCUCUCUCUCUCUCUCUCUCUCUCGUCUCUUCCUGUGUGCAGAUUCCUGUGAGUUCACUCUGGAUCCAAACACAGCGAACAGUCUUCUCUCUCUGUCUGACGGGAACAGGAAGGUGGAGUGUGUGAGAUCUCACUCGUAUCCUGAUCAUCCAGAGAGAUUUGAUUGGUAUUGGCAGGUUCUGUGUAGAGAGAGUCUGACUGGACGCUGUUACUGGGAGGCUGAGUGGAGCGGGAGGGUUUAUAUAGCAGUAGCAUAUAAAUCAAUCAGGAGGAAAGGACUCACUGAGGACUGUCGGUUUGGACUGAAUGAAAAGUCCUGGAGUCUGUUCUGCUCUAAUAACAGAUACUCUGUCUGGCACAAUAAUAAUGAGACUAAACUCUCUGCUCGACCGUCCAGUAAGAGAGUAGGAGUGUAUGUGGACUGUCCGGCCGGCUCUCUGUCCUUCUACAGCGUCUCUGAUGAUCAAACACUGACGCACCUUCACACGUUCAGCACCACAUUCACUGAACCGCUCUGCGCUGGGUUUUAUAUUUAUUAUCGCUCCUCAGUGUGUUUAAAAUAAAAUCUCCUCCUGAGUGAAACACAAACCAUAAAAAUAUCAGGUUUGUGUGGUUUUAUGUGUAAAACAGUGUAAAGAUUCAUUUUUACAUCAUUUUUAUCUUCAUUCUUUAUAAUGAAACCGUCUGUAUUUGUUUCUGUGUCUUUAAGACUAUAUGUAAAUGAGCUGUGUUCUGAUUGGCUGUGCUGUGCCUCAUUUAUAAAGCAGUUCAGUCUGUGUUUCUCUGGUUUGGAGAUUCAGGUGGAGACGAUGCUCAGAACCAGUGGAAGAUCUACAAUAAAGAACUGAUUAAACUCCCA